This is a messenger RNA of Besnoitia besnoiti, 831 nucleotides long. RefSeq lists its product as uncharacterized. NCBI's taxonomy places the organism in Eukaryota, Apicomplexa, Conoidasida, Eucoccidiorida, Sarcocystidae. The transcript is spliced from 7 exons. Bases 1 to 831 code for a protein of 276 amino acids. The record is from RefSeq and is a predicted model, not a curated record.
AUGAUGUUUCAACGAGCUAGCGGCGUCGAUGCUCCUGAGCGGUGUCACUACGGUGUGUACCGUCAGAAAGACUCAAUAAAACAUGUCGACAAAGGAAUACCUCACAGUCCCAUCGACCGUGCAUGGUGCCACCCGACUACUUGUGCAAAAGCUUUCAAAACAGCCAGCAUCUUUGUCGAGUAUCACCAUGGCGGUCACGGACACGCUCAAAGCGCGAACCUUUCUCGGGUGUACAACGAUUCGAACGGGCUUGUUCGUCAUUGCCUUCCUCCAACUCUUGACGGGCACUGCAUUAUUUCUAAGCUACCAGUACCUGCGCCCAAGUCUACAUGGUGUGGCAUGGUCACAGCUGGUCCUAUUCAGCGUCAGCGCGGUUCUAGGACCGCCAGCUUCCUCCAGCUGAAGAAAGGAACUCAUCCCCAGUCCUUUCCUGUUCCUCUCCGUGGCCAAAGCUCCACUCAUGUGACAGUCCUCAACGCCUUGCGGGCUGAGCCAGUGCGAGCGGCGCAGGAUGUUCAGAAGGCGCUAGAGACACUUCCUUUCGUUCCGCACAUUGGCGAGACUGAAGGCGAAUCUGAAGAAAUCAGUGUUGAUGAGUUGCCGCCAGAGGCAAAGACUCUGACUCAGGAAAGCCAGGCCACUGUUAUUGCGAUAACCAAGAUGCAGAAACGACCUGUCAAGUUGGCGUUCGCUGGCGUAUUUGGUGCACUGCUCUUGGCUCAUCUCUACUUCGGCUGGAUCAUUCUGACAUUCUUAUUGAACAAGUGCAUGAGCCUGGACGAGCUUACAGGGCAGCCUGAGCAGUACGCUGAUUCCAACGCCGUAGCCUAG